AAGACAUUGGCAUUAAUUUGAUCAUCGGAUAACCGGAUGCGGAGACGAUAAGGAAUUGUGCUGAGAGACUGGGCAGUAAUUGGCAGCUAGGCGCGGAUAAUCGCCUUCUCCUGAUACGUGUCCUGGAUAGUCAUAAUGCUAGGGUGUAUUUUGUUAUGCGUUUUCUUCCACAGAGGAAUCAUCCCACGGAAGGUGUAGGCUCUCCUCGACUCGCAUGGAUUUGAGGCUUACUAUUCGCACGGUUGACCUAUCUUCAAUUCCCUGAACAAAUUCCCUUUCAGUAAGUCAACACGCUAAACCUCCAGCUCUUCAGUCCAGCACUACUCUCGCUUCAAUGUCAACAGCUUCGGCUGCGCGCUUUUAGCGGGCGAUUCCAGGUCUCGGUUCUACCCGAGUCAGGGGUCUUGCAUGACGCCCCACUUGAGCUGUUCUGUGACGCGGGAACUCCAUCAACCUCCACCUUCAAGACCUGCCUGGAAUGUCAACAACAGCAAAUCAUUUGAAUAGUCAUUUUCUUCUUAGUACCUCCAGUAUUACUACAGCUUCUCUUUGUACCGUCCGUUAGAUACGACAGAAGCCUACAUCUCUGCUCUGGAAACAAGGAAGGCGCUCAGUAACAACCACAAGACGACCUGACUCAGAAAUCGCAACGACACAACGUAACGACAACAUGACAUCCCUCCAGACCCUUACACAAUACGCAGCAAACGUUUUGAACCUCGCGCAACUCCCCCUACUCUCCAACGCACCAUCGUUCCCCACGUCACAGUCCCCCUUCGCCUUCUCAGCAGUCCCAAAUGCGCAAUCGACCUUCGACCACACAUGUCCAAUCGAUAGUCCAGUCUCAUGCCAUAACAGCACGAGCUUUCCGGACUCCUGUUGUUUUAUAUAUCCUGGUGGGCAGCUGCUGCAGACGCAGUUUUGGGAUACGACGCCGAGUGUUGGGCCGAAGGAUAGUUGGACGCUACAUGGGCUAUGGCCAGACCUCUGCGAUGGCUCCUAUCCAACAUUCUGCAAAGCAGCACCAAUGUACCACAACAUAACAGCCAUCCUCGCCUCCGCCAACGCACCUCUCGAACCCCCAAACCCGUUUCCAUCCUCCUCCUCCUCAAGCACCUCAUCAUCCAUUACCACCACCACCACCUCAACACUCCUAGACUACAUGCAAACCUACUGGCUGCCCAACCGCGGCUCCGCAGACUCCUUCUGGGAACACGAAUGGAACAAACACGGAACCUGCAUCAACACCCUUUCGCCAUCAUGCUACACCUCUCCCUCCUCCUCCUCAUCCUCUGAAUUUACCUCCGAAUCCUACAAAUCCGGGGACGAAGUAGUCGAUUUCUUCACCCGCGCCGUAAGCCUCUUCCGAUCUCUAGACACCUACAGCGCGCUCGCAUCCGCGGGUAUCGUCCCCUCCGCCAGAACGACCUACAGGAGAGAACAGAUCGAAGUUGCACUGAAGAAAGUCACAGGCGCGGACGUGCUGAUCAGGUGUCGAGGGAACAGGCUGAAUGAAGUGUGGUAUAGUUUUAAUGUGAAGGGGAGUUUGCAGGAGGGGAAGUUCGUGCCUAGUGAGCCGGUGGGGAAGGUUGGGAGGGGAGGGUGCCCGCCUGGUGGGGUGAGGUAUUUGCCGAAGCAUUAGUAGGCACCUCGGGAUAUGAUGGGGAGGGCUGAGCACGUUAUUGGGAAAGGGGGCCGGCGGCGUUUGGGAUAGAGACAUUUAGACAUUGAUGGUUGAGUAUCGGACCUGAGAAGGUGCUGGAUACCUAGAAUUCGAGGCUUGUUUAUAUCAUGUUUGAAUGAGUUUUGACAAGGCAAUCGUAAGAAUAGCUCGCUAUUAGUUUUCCUGA
This is a messenger RNA of Cadophora gregata, 1850 nucleotides long. Its product is annotated as ribonuclease T2-like. The coding region runs from base 671 to 1642 and encodes 323 amino acids. Gene Ontology annotation, molecular function: ribonuclease T2 activity; RNA binding. Gene Ontology annotation, biological process: RNA catabolic process. Gene Ontology annotation, cellular component: extracellular region. NCBI's taxonomy places the organism in Eukaryota, Fungi, Ascomycota, Leotiomycetes, Helotiales, Ploettnerulaceae. The record is from RefSeq and is a predicted model, not a curated record. The transcript has 3 exons.